This is a messenger RNA of Oldenlandia corymbosa var. corymbosa, 4571 nucleotides long. NCBI's taxonomy places the organism in Eukaryota, Viridiplantae, Streptophyta, Magnoliopsida, Gentianales, Rubiaceae. The record is from the annotation of a GenBank genome assembly.
GGCUAGUUUACCACCCUGCGGCCUAACCCUCCGGUGACCAAAUUCCCCCACAAGCAAAGGCGGGAAAGACUAUGAGUCAAAAAAUUCUGAGACUUUACACACACACUCUUUCCUCCCAAGUGCUCUCGAUCCGUAAUCCCCAAAUUCUAGGGUUUAAUUUCAGGAGUCAAGAACACUUUGGUACAUAAAAACAAGCUAGUGAACAACAAUGACCAAGGCUAAAUCCGAGACCGAGUCACAACCGCUCAUUUCUCGACUCGGCAACCGACUCAGUACUUAUAAAACUUGCCCCGGCAAAGAGCCUCUCGUCGAAUUGCUUGAACAAGCUGGGAGUGCUUUGGGAGGGUUAAAACAAAGGGAAUCAGAGAACCAAGUCGUCGUGAGGCCUUUCAGGGAUUUUCUCAUCAAAUAUAAACUUUUUCAGCACAAGGAUAAAGAUAUUAGGCUUUUGGUGGCAACCUGCGUCUGCGAAAUCAUACGAGCCGAGGCACCCGAUCCUAGUUUUACUGAUGAAGUUCUCAGGGAUAUCUUUACACUUCUAUUGAGCAUUUUUGGAGAAACUGUUGAUAUCACAAGCCCAUAUUUCUCAAGGAGAGUGAAGUUGUUGGAUACAGUUGCCAAACUCAAGUUCUGUGUGCUAAUGCUGGAUAGUGGAUGUGAAGAUUUGGUUCUCGAAAUGUUCAAGAUCUUUUUUGGUGUAGCAAGAGAGCAGCAUCCUCAAUGUGUCAUAAAUGCAAUGGCGUUCAUAGUGACACACAUUCUAGAUGAAAAAUUAGAGGAAGAAGAUCACGAGCCACUGGUUUUUCAGGAGAAAGUUUCUGAACCACUGUUGGAUGUUAUUUUCCAAAAUCUUGUCAGAGAACCAAAGGAUGCAGCUGUUGGCUCUGAGCGACUUGCGGUUUCUGUUAUUCAGAACUGUACUGAGAAGUUUAAACGCUACAUUUGCACAUUUUUUAGAUCAUGUAUUUUAAAUCCAGAUAUUAUUGAAAGUAAAACCAAAGAAUCCUACCAUGAAAUCAUUUAUGAAAUCUUCCGGAUUGCUCCUCAGAUGCUUCUCUCAGUCAUCCCGAGCUUCAGUCACGAGUUGCUAACUGAUCAGGUUGAUGUCCGUAUAAAAGCUCUUAAUUUAUUAAAAAAACUCUUUUCUUUGCCCGGACACAGAAAUGGUCGAGAGUAUUAUAGCAUUUUUGCAGAAUUCAUAACUAGAUUUUCUGAUAAGUCCUCCGAAGUAAGAUUAUGUGCUCUUUCAUGUGCAAAAGCCUUUUGCAUGAGCGAUUUGUCUGGGACAGAGUCGGUUGAAGUUUUCACGGCAAUACAGAGUCGGCUAUUGGAUUUUGAUGAUAGGGUUCGAACUCAAGCAGUAACCUUGCUGUGUGAUCUAGGAAGAUCCAAAAUAAACUCGAUUUCCGGUGAGGUAAUUUGCCUUGUUGCAGAAAGACUUCGUGAUAAAAAGGUGUCCGUUAGAAAGAAAGCUUUGCAAAAGUUGCUGGAACUUUAUCGUGAUUAUUGUACCAAAUGUGCGGAAGAUAUGGCGGUUAUCAGUGACCACUUUGAGCAAAUACCUGGCAAAAUCUUAAUGCUUUUAUUUGAUAAGGAGUUCAGGCUUCAAAGCUUAGAGCAUGUGUUAGCAGUGGAAUUAUUUCCUGAUUCACUUUCAGUGGAGGACAAAAUGAGGCACUGGAUCUAUUUGUGCUCGUUUUUUACACCACUUCACCUAAAGGCAUUGAACAUUAUUCUCUCACAGAAAAGAAGGUUGCGGGAUGCAUUGCAGUCUUUCUUGUACCUAUGGAGCCGAGAAAAGGAUAUAAACUAUGAAGAGAUAGAGCGGAAAACAAAAGCUUUGGUUCUUAAGAUAUCAGCUUACUUUCCAAAUCCUGAAGAAGCAAAAGAUUUGCUCUAUAAGCUGACAGAAUUAAAAGAUGAUGAUAUUUUCAGAAUGCUGAGGGAGUUGCUGUUAAAUGUUCAAGAUGCUCAUUCUGUCAGAGAUCACCUUUUGAUAAAGGUUGGUAGUCAUAGUCAUUUUUUCGAGUUCCUGAAAUUGCUUUCCGCGAAGUGCAUGUUGAACAUAUUUAGCUCGCGCCACAUUCGCUGCAUUCUUGAUCAGCUUACAGUUGGUGAUUGUGUUGGCUAUAAACAUUUGAAGGAUUCUUCUGUGCGACUUCUUCUGACUGUUCUUGGUGCUUUUCCAAUGCUUUUGCAAAGUUCUGAGAAAAGGUUCCUAGAGUUAUUGGCCAAGGACAUCAUCCCUUUCAAUGAACAAGUUAUUCACGUAAUGACAAAAGAUGGAUCCAAUUUAUGCAUUGAGCUAAGUGAUGUAUAUGCUUUGUUGGAGAAAGUGUGCUUGGAAGGGACUCGUGCACAUGCUAAACUUGCUGUGAUUGCAAUAAAGGCUUUAAGUGGUUCCCGGGAGAAAGUUAUUUUUUCCAAGUUGUGCAAGAUCCUUCUGGAUUCUCUGCGUCAUAGCAAGAACGUGCCUACCGUGUUGCAGUCUCUGGGAUGUAUAGCCCAACAAUCUCCAUCUGCACUUGAAGCGCAUGAAGCAGAUAUCACUAGUUACAUUCUUGAAGAAGUAUUUACCUUAGCCAAGGUGGACAAGUCAAAUAAACUAAAUUCAAAUUGUGAAACUUCUCAAUGUUGCAAAUCUUGCAUGCUGCAGAUAUAUGGUCUAAAAGCACUGGUAAAGAGUUUUUUGCCUACUGGUCAUUCUCCUGGUGAUCAGAACUUCAAUUAUUUGCUCAGUGUUAUCACAAAAAUGCUUCAGACGGGAUGUGUCUCUGAUGUUACAGAUCCAUGCCAUUCUGACAUGGGCAGUAUCCAAUUAGCCGCAGCAAAAUCUGUUCUUUUGCUUUCAAGAAAAUGGGAUCUGCAUAUUUCACCUCUAAUCUUCCGCAUGACCAUGUUGGUAGCUACGGACAAUAGUCUGUUGCUGCGUAGGCUUUUUGUCAACAAAGUACAGAAGCUUCUAAAGGAGCAUGCAGUGCCUAGUAGAUAUGCCUGUGCAUUUUCCUUUGCUUCAUCAGAUGCAGAUAAAACUCUGUAUGAUGAUUCACUGAAGUAUAUGGGAGAAUACAUAAAAUUAAACGCCAAAAGAGCUGGACUUGACGAAAGCGCUCCAUUGUCAAGAUGUCUCUUAAAACAUCCUGUCUACGUGAUUGUCUUCUUGAUCCAUCUUCUUGCACAUGAUAGUGGUUUUCCUCCCAUGGAUUGCCUCGAUGCAGAAAUGUACCAAAAACCUGUGAGUAUACUGCAUUUCUGCAUACGAGCAUUAUUAAACAUUCAUUUCUACGAUAAAGAUUCUGAAGUUGAAAAGACUGCUUUUUACUUGCGGAGUAUCUUUAUCGCAAUUAAACGAGCUGAAGAUGCUGUUGAUGCUCAAAAGACUCCAAAGCUGCAUUUUUUAGCAGACAUGGGGAUCUCUUUAUUGCACCAUGCAGGCGGAAAAGUCCCCAAAGCUGACAAUCCUGAACUUAUUUUGCUGCCAUCAUCACUCUACAAAUUGAGCCUUCCCGGGAGCAGAGAGGGUUAUUCCACCUUUUCCUCUCACAAUGAAAGUGGUGCAACUUUAAUCGAGAAAUUAACUGGAAUGAUUGGAAGUAGGACCUCUCAGGAUUCUUCAACCACGGAGAAACGUGGUAAAAUCAUUAGCAAGGAGGAUUUCUUGAUUACUGAAACCAAUUGUAUGAAUGAAAUUGCAUCAAGAGCUAAAAUAAUAGAACGAAGCAACAAACCAUGUUCUUACCAGAAGCAACUGCAUGAAGCAUCACCUCUGGGAACUGAAGCUGAUGGAAAAUCUUUGGCCGUCUCUUUUCCACCUCCUAAAACUUUUGAGAACAGUGAGUUCUUAAUUGGAGAUGAAGAUAUUGAAAAUUUUGAAGCUGUCAGUAAUGAACAAUUUCCAUCUUCUCACAACUCAGUGGCCACAAAAUGCACAUUAGUCCAGAAGGAUGUCCUAUGUGGCCAUUCAACAGAGAUGGACAUGCUUGCAAGAUGCAACAGUAGGCCUGGUAAAUCCAAAUUGGAAACAGCCAAUUAUUAUAAACUGAGAAACUCAAAGGAAAUUAAAGACAAGGUUGAUAGACUAGAUGUGGAGCAUUUAGAACCUGUAACUACAAAUAAAAGCCAUGCGGAGCAGAGUUGUGUUAGCAAUCAAAUGGAAACCUCGAAUUUGUUAUUGCAUGACUACAAUACAAAAUCAAUAAAGACGAACAAGUUCUGCAGCAAUCGAAUCCCUCUACGUGAAAAUGUGGAGAGGGUGCAAAAAUCAAAAAGUGCAGCCCGGACAGCAAAUGAGAAAGAAAAUAUUGGUCGAACGACUCGGAGGAGAUUAAUCUAACCUAAAAGUGUCCAUUUUCCUGCAUAUUUGUUGGGGAGUAUUAAUGACACCAUAUUUCUUGUACUGGCACCUCCUUUGUGCCUAUCAGCUUGUUACGAAUUACAGCAACAAUGUAAAUUUGAAAGAAUUAUAUCUAUUAGAUAUGGUUUUAAAAGUUUGUUAAUCAUCACUCCAAAUUUAAAAUUUAAUCAUCGGGGUCUAAGAAUGGAAAUUGAUAUUUCAUUGUAAAUAAAAACUC